CUUCUACGGAAGUGGGGACGCAGUUAAAAACGGGUAUAUAUUUGCGUCGAGGUAAUUUCAAACCAAACUUUGGUCAGUGAUCAUACAAUGGCGUUAACAGUUUUGUGUCUCUUCAGCCUUCUGGCGUUCUCUCAUGCUGCGGUUCUACCAUUUUUUGACCCCAGAAUCGUAAAUGGAGAAGAUGCUAGAGAAGGUGAAAUUCCAUAUCAGGUUUCUCUUCAAAGAAUAAAUAAUGAUUUCCAUUUCUGUGGCGGCUCAAUCUUGAAUGAUAACUAUGUUAUUACGGCUGCUCACUGCGUUCAGGGGACAAGAGCUAGUGAAAUAAAAGUUGUUGCUGCCACUAUCAACCUACGUGACCCAAAAUCGCAACAUGAAGUUGAAAAAAUUAUUGUACAUCGAGAAUAUGACCCAUCUAAUUCCUACAUUAACGAUAUUGCUUUGAUAAAGGUAAAGAAUGCCUUCAAAGCAUCUGUCACCAUCGCACCCGUUCCUUUACCGAAAAAAGGUCACGACGUUAAGACCAAUGAUGUUGCUGUUGUGUCAGGAUGGGGCACAAUCUAUAAAGGAGGUCCGAGUCCUGUUGAGCUACAACGAGUCAAUAUCCUCAUCGCUGAUCAAGAUUUCUGCAGAUCUGUGUACGAGAGGGACCUUUACAUGGACGUUCAUCCCACGCAAGUUUGCGCGAACGAUCCAUCAGCCCAGAAAGGAGCUUGCAAUGGUGACUCUGGUGGCCCAUUGACUGUCAAUGGAGAACUUGUUGGAAUAGUAUCUUGGUCGUUGGAUUGUGCUCUCACUACCCACCCCACCGUUUACACACGUGUCAUCUCUUAUCUGGAUUGGAUUGAAAAGAACGCAGUCUAGGCCAAUUUCAUUCUCUUCCGUACCUUCGACUCUGUCCUUUGUAUUAUAUAAUUUUCUAACUAUCGUUCUAAAAGUUAGGAAGAAAAGAUAUUUUUUUGUGUAUGACUGUGUGAGAUGUACAUAAAGUUAUACGUGAUAAAUUCUCAAAAUUUGCACACGUUUUCAAUUAAAUAAAUAUUAUUGAUUUAUUCAACGAAA
Solenopsis invicta (red fire ant) is the source of this 1059-nucleotide messenger RNA. Its product is annotated as chymotrypsin-2-like. Gene Ontology annotation, molecular function: serine-type endopeptidase activity. Gene Ontology annotation, biological process: proteolysis. Bases 88 to 861 code for a protein of 257 amino acids. The transcript has 7 exons. NCBI's taxonomy places the organism in Eukaryota, Metazoa, Arthropoda, Insecta, Hymenoptera, Formicidae. The record is from RefSeq and is a predicted model, not a curated record.